AUGACAGGCAAGAGCGACGCUGUGCGACGCAGCUACAUGAAGAAAAACAAGAGUAAGAUGAAAGAAAGUCCAAGUAAAGAGUCUGUAGCAAAUAAAGUCAUCAAGUCCAAGUCUUCUUUAAAGCCCGAAAGAAGCAAGAACGACGUGGCACCACCUCCAGCCAAACCCGUCGGUGCCAUAAAGACCAAGUUCUGUCUUAAUUGUCAGAAGGAUCUGACACGAAAUAUUCGCAUUACAUGUGCCGAGUGUACUGUAAAGCCACCGUUUGAGCUGUGUGUCGAGUGCUUUGCGGUUGGAGUUGAGCUGGGUGAGCACAAGAAGAGCCACAAGUAUAUGGUCUCGGAUUGUCUUGCUUUCCCCAUUGUGCACGAGCCUCAGCCUCCAAUAUGCGAGAGUGUUUAUUCUACUCCUGUAUGCACUGGUAAUAAUGCUGCUACUUUCUUAACCGCCAUGAACGAUGCUGCUAGUACAGUAUGGACGGCGGACGAAGAGCUGUUGCUGCUUGAGGGUAUCGAAAUGUUUGGCAUGGGUAACUGGAAAGAUAUUGCCAAUCACGUGGUAACGAAGAGUGACAAGCGGUGUGAACAUCAUUAUUUGACAGCGUACAUAGGCUGGGAAGAUUUGAUGCCCAGGUUUGUUGGUGAUACGAUUGAAGAGAGCAAGGAUGAGCAAGAGAAGGCUGCGGAGCACAAGCUGCACAUGACGGACGAGAAGAUGACAGUUGAGAUGAAUAUAGCGUCGGAUCAGCUUACAAGAGUAAUGCCUGGGGAGAGGAAUGAGCCCAGUCAAUUGGCUGGAUACAUGCCGUUGCGUGGAGACUUUGAUGUGGAGUAUGACAAUGAUGCGGAAGUGAUUCUGGCCGAUAUGGAGUUCUCGGAUACGGAUCAUCCAGCAGAACGCGAGUUGAAGCUAAAGGUUAUUCAGAUUUACAAUCAGAAGUUGGAGAAGCGUCUAGAACGCAAGAAGUUUGUAGUGGAACGUGGAUUGCUGGAUUAUAAAUUGCAUCAGCAUACAGAGCGCAAACGGCCAAAAGAGGAACGUGAGUUGCUGGCACAGGUUCGACCCUUUGCUCGGUUUCAAACCCCGGAAGAGCACGAUAAGUUUGUGGAGGGUUUGAUCACAGCCAUGCGACUCAAGAAACAGAUUUUGUUGCUGCAGGAGUACCGCAGAAACGGCGUCCGAACUCUUGCUGAGGCCGAGCUGUACGAUGCAGAUAAGAAAAAGCGUGAGCUAGACCAGGCGAUCCAAAAGCAGCGAGACAGCGCUUCCUAUUUAUACGAGUCAGGUCGGACAACCUCCGGUCGCGAUCGCGCUAACCGGUGGCAGAACCGGGAGCAGGGUGCAAAUGGCGAACCAAGCGGUGAAAAUUUAAGAACAAGAGGAACAGGUGGUCUCAACUCGAUUGCAGCUACUUUUUCAAUCGAAGGUACACCAGGUUGUCAUUUGCUUACUCCGAAAGAGAAGCAGCUCUGCAGCAAAUUGAAAUUGCUUCCAAAGCACUAUUUGGUGAUAAAAGACGCACUGGUUCGUGAAUGCUUUCGCUUAGGCUAUUUGACAAAAAAGAUGGCCAAGGAGACGGUACAAAUAGAUGUGAACAAAACUGGUCAGGUCUACGAUUUCUUUGUCAAGUGUGGUUGGGUCAAGUCGGAGAAUGCCAUUACAACAGUUUCACCAUCGUUGAAAUCAGUAAAUACUAAACUUCUGCAUAAAGAUAAGAAAGAAGUAGAAGAGACUGCGAGACACAAACUAGUUCCAGUCAUAGCAACAAAGGAAGGACAGAAGACCACAACACCAACAAAACCCUCUUCUUCUUCGUCCUCAUCCAUUGUCUCACCACUAACUGAUCCAACAUCAGCAGAAGCUCUAUCAGCUGCAUCAGGUGCAUUAGAAGCACUUAGUACGAGUGUUUUACCCGAGGUAAUUAUGGAUGAACCCAUGCCUUUGGCAGUAGCUGUAGCAGCUGAAGAAUCUACAACGGACGAUGAAGAGCUACAACAACUUUCAAUGGUGAAAUCCGACCCUUCUAGUGUCAUGAUGUAUACAUCUGAUGGCGCAGUAGCUGUCGAAUUAGAAUAUGAAGAUGUUGUGACGUUUUUGUUUAAUAUGGCACGAGAACAAAAGACACUGGAACUUCAUAAAGGAAUGCGCACAGUGUGUAAAGCAAGAAAUGCAAAUGAGCUCUUACCGAGACUCUUGACAGCUGAAGACGAGACAGGAUUAACGCUAUUGAUGAUUGCAGUACGUGGCAACGAUCAAUUGUUUUGUCGUAUGCUAUUGGAUGCUGGAGCUGAUGUCAAUUAUAAGACUGAAAAGCGCACCUAUGCAUUGCUGCUUGCGGCGCAAAAGGGCUGGGAAGAUAUUACAACAUUUCUGCUUGAGUGUGGUGCCAACGAAGAAUCAAAGAACAUGGCACUCAUCCCUGCUGCUCACUUUGGUCAUUUACCCGUUGUUAAAAUGCUCUUGGAGACAGGAGGGAACCAAAACUAUGCCAACAAGAAGGGUACUACUCCAUUGAUGCGCGCAGCGCAAGAAGGACGUGCUGAGGUGGUCAAAUUCCUGAUCAAGAAAGGCGCUGACACGUGUGCUGCCAAUAAUGAAGGUAUGACGGCUCUCAUGUUGGCAGCGCAACGUGGACACGCGAGUAUUGCCACGAUGCUCAUGAAGUCGGGAUCGAAUGUAAAUAAGCAGACUCGGCAAGGCAGUACGGCGCUAUUGCUAGCUGCCAAGCGGGGACAUACUGCUGCUGUCGAAGCACUGAUGACAGCUGGUGCAGAUAUCUUUCUCAAAGACGACCGGGACAAGACGGCAGCCGAGACAGCUCAGCGUCGAGGACACGUGGACUUGUUUUUAAAGAUUUCAGUGCAGAACCAGCUCCGGUUGAUGCGUGAGGACCUCAGACGGCAGAGGUGCUACAUGCUGAUGCGGUUAUCGACGUUGUAUGUUCUAUCGCGUGCGCAGCUGACACCGGCGUGCAAGAACCAAAAGCGGCAGCAAUACAACACGUUGAUGGACCGUACACUGCGUUUACCCAAGCCGCUAUUGCAGAACAUUGCUCUCUUUUUGCCACUCUGCCGGAUGUGGGACCGUCAGCUCCGUUAUCUAAUCUAUGAGGCGGCGCCGCAGCCCAAUCGCGUGGCGCAACAAGGACUUCGCAUCCUGGACGAGGUAUUGCUAAGCGUCAGUCUUGAAGUACGACCAAGUCUGCAUCGAAUUAAACAGGAAUGCGGCGGGCCGCUGCACGUGACUGGCCAGCUAGGGCUGCUGCGCGACAGCUCCGAGUACCGUGGACUGUUUACGACGGAGUCGCGGACACCCGUGCCUCCGCGCAUGGUGCAUCAGCUGCGACGCAUGGCCGACAUUCAAGGUGCCCUGUGUACAUAUGCUGCUGGGUCGGCAAUCCAGUUUGGCGUGGAAGUUGCACAGGACGUGGUCGCGUUACUUACGGAUCUCUUGAAUUGGGAUACUGCUCGAAGGCAAGCUGAGCUGUUGAAUUGA
Peronospora belbahrii is the source of this 3495-nucleotide messenger RNA. The record is from the annotation of a GenBank genome assembly. NCBI's taxonomy places the organism in Eukaryota, Oomycota, Peronosporomycetes, Peronosporales, Peronosporaceae.